UUUAGUGAAUGCCGAAAGGUGAUUCAUGUUGUAUUUUUGAGCAUCUGUCACCUUACUUUAGUUCAUAGUUGUAUUUUAAUUUUUAAUUUAUAACAACUUAAGUAACAUAAGCAUAAUGAAAAGGUCUUAGGAAUAUUGAUAGACUUUGUGGUUAAAUAAGUUUAAAAUUAACAUGAAUUCUAUGUAAAGAAACUGUCACAUGCAAACGGAACUGUAUUAUUCAAACAAUCUUUUAUUUGUCUAGACCAAGCAUAAGUGAUUUUUUAUUUGAGUUUGAAAUCAGGAUUAUUGAUACAACUAUGGUGGUAAAGACAAUCCAAGAAAACCCACUACCAGUAGCUUCUCGAAUGGAGCUAGAUAAGCCCAAGGAUUUGCCACAUCCUGCUCCAAAGACAACUGUCACAGUGCCUGCACCAACCCCCUGCUUUAGCUUCCCCUCAUUGACAAAGACUCCACCCAAUGAAUUGUACAGGAAAUUGUUGCCUGCCAUACUUUUUGUGCUCACAUUUGUUACGGUUAUGACUAUGCUCCUAAUUUACAUGGAUACAGUUGCAUUAGGUGCUCAACAGUUCCGUCUUAACAUGUCUCGUGACUAUGAGCUGGCUCGCAUCCCUGCUGAGUCAGCCACAUUGGUAGCUUAUGUGAGGCAAUUACACCUUGCUCCAAGGCCGCCUAAGACCCCACCUCCUGUUCCAUCGAUUACAGAUAGAGUGGAAGUACUUGAUAAACUCUAUGGAGAAAUUUACAACGGAACAUUUGUUGAGUUUAUGCCGCGUGGCGGCCGUGAGCCUACUACGGCUUAUCUUGAAACUGUUCGUGGUUGGAGAGGAGUUGUAGUAAGAGCAGCUCCUAGAGACUUUUUGGCACUGCGAGGAACAGCCAGUGCCCUACAGGCUUGUUUAAGCCCUACUACACAUCCUAGAGAGGUGAGCUACCAAGAGCCAGAUAGCAGCGGUGUGUCGUUCAGUUCGCGGGUGCUUUGCCUACCUUUGUAUACAGUGCUGUUGGCAGCAGAUACCGCCACUGCAGACUACGUCCUUAUUGCUGGAGACUCGGCCCCCGCUGCUCUCACUCAUUUGCCUUUUAAUGAACCCAGUGUGCGGCUACAGGUAAUCGAAUUCCGUUCUACGGAUAUGUCGGCUCGGAAUAGAACCACUGAAUUCCUGCUUGGUAAGAACUACACUGUGGCGGCUGAGUUUCGAGACGGCGUUAUGUAUGCACUUAAAAAAUCACUGCCAUAGACAAGUGCCUUUCAUAGACUAAAGUAUUGCAUUGCAAAUUUUUAAUUGAAUAAAAAUGCAUUAUCCCAUAAAUCAUUACAAUUGUAACGAUUUUAUUGCGUAUUAUAUUGAUUAUGCAAGGUUUCGAUAGGUUUUUGAAUAAUUAUAGGUUCCCAGGAAAUAUUUUAGUUUGGAAUCAGUUUUUUUCUAUACUAUAAUCUGUGUGUGUUCAAGUCAAAAAUAUUUUAUUCGAUUUUGUGUAUGUAAUCAACAUAUGUUUGCACAAUCCAAUCAAAUUAAACGGGAACUAUUUGCAAUGCAAUGGUUUCAUAUUAAUCGCAUACCUACACUGUGACGUAGACGUCAUAUAGAAUAAUGACAAUACCUAAUUAUCGAACAAAAAGUAUUAAAAAAAUAUUUUGUGAUGAAAGCAGCUGUUUAUGAUCAAAUUUUAAUUCAAAAUAGUGACAUUAUACUAUAAUAAAUUUGAAGAUAUUUUAAUUCAGUGAUUUUAAUUAUAUGCUUAUUAUUUUAACUAGAUUUAAGUGCCGCGUAAUAAUUAAGGUUAGGGUAUGCACUACACUAGAAUCUCAAGUUCCUUGCAUAACUAUUUUUGUCACAUUUACAUCAAUUCACUAUGCCCACAAAAGUUCAGUGCGCGGAGCACUUUUUACAUAAAAGUAUUUAUAUAAUUACGCGUGAUUAUGUAUGAAAUAUGUUUCUUUUCUCUUUAGAGACAUCAAUGUUGAAUGUUGUGUAUUCUCAGUAUUAUUUUCAAAAAAUUGUGUCGUAAUAAUUUAAAAGUAUGUGCUCAAUUUUAAGUAAUUUCAAUGUCCACUAGUUUUAUCGAAUAUUAUAACAAUUUGUUAAUUAAAAAGACUGAUAUGGUUUAUGAUUCUCAUUUUAAUUUGAUUUAAAAUUUUAUUUUUGUAUUAUUUCAGUAUGUAUUAAUAAGUGAUUUUAAUGAAUUUGAUGUAUUCUGCUGCAUUCUGCUGCAAGACUUUAUUUUUGUCAUAUUCAUAUGAUUAAAAAUAAAGUGUUGCUUAGUUCUAAGUGAAUAAUGUUUCUUUGUAAUUAGACUAAACUAUUGAUUAUAAUUCAAAGCGCUUAUUUUCACAAUUAAAUCGCUUUAAUAAACU
Messenger RNA from Pieris rapae (cabbage white), 2359 nucleotides. It is a transcript of the gene S, whose product is annotated as protein Star. NCBI's taxonomy places the organism in Eukaryota, Metazoa, Arthropoda, Insecta, Lepidoptera, Pieridae. The transcript has 6 exons. The coding region runs from base 300 to 1241 and encodes 313 amino acids. The record is from RefSeq and is a predicted model, not a curated record.